Acipenser ruthenus (sterlet) is the source of this 3091-nucleotide messenger RNA. Its product is annotated as histone H2B 1/2-like. Bases 1 to 474 code for a protein of 157 amino acids. Gene Ontology annotation, molecular function: structural constituent of chromatin; DNA binding; protein heterodimerization activity. The record is from RefSeq and is a predicted model, not a curated record. Gene Ontology annotation, cellular component: nucleosome. NCBI's taxonomy places the organism in Eukaryota, Metazoa, Chordata, Actinopteri, Acipenseriformes, Acipenseridae. The transcript is spliced from 2 exons.
AUGGAUAACUUCAAAGCAUACUACAUGAGACUGUAUAAAUACUGGGGCUGUGGGGCUGGUUACUUAUUCAUCUUUGAACUGCAUCAGAGAAAGAAAAUACCAGAACCAAAAGCUGCAGCCGCGCUGAAGAAAGACGCAAAGAAGGCUGUUGCCAAGAUCCAGCCUAAGGGAGGAAAGAAGCGCAGAAAGACCAGGAAGGAGAGCUACGCUAUCUACGUGUACAAAGUGCUGAAGCAGGUCCACCCCGACACCGGCAUUUCUUCCAAGGCGAUGGGCAUCAUGAACUCAUUUGUCAACGACAUUUUCGAGCGCAUAGCCGGCGAGUCGUCCCUACUGGCUCACUACAACAAGCUCUCCACCAUCAUUUCCCGGGAGAUGCAGACAGCCGUGCGCCUCCUGCUGCCCGGAGAGCUGGCCAAGCACACCGUGUCUGAGGGCACGAAGGCCGUCACCAAGUCCACCAGCUCCAAGUAAACCGAGACCGUCCCUGCUCCGUCCUUACAACAACGGUUUGAUACCAGAUCUACAAGUUAUAAUACACUCCUAUAAAGUUAAUAAACCGUGUUUGUUACAUAGAUUAUUUGGUACUAAACAUUUCAUGAAAAUCUACUUGGAAAAUCAAAUAAAACUACCAGAGUCACUAUAGCCUACACUACACAUCAUUUAGAUACAACCACAACAAUAUUUAUCCAUGAAAUGUUAGUUAAUUCAGCCGUAGUAAUAGUAUACACAAUGACCUUUACAAAACAUGCAUGAUCAAACACAUUAACAUCUUUGAGCUAUAGGAAAUGUAAUGGAUUUGUAGUAGAAGCCUAGUUAAAUUACUGAUGAGAUGGUCAGUAAGCAUCGUGGCCUUUCAUUGUUUCUUAUGCAAAUAUAGCUAUCUUGGAGCAAACAUGCUUUGUGGUUGUAGUUUUGUAUACCGUUUUAAAUAAAGAAAUUAUUUAAAUUCCCCGCUGUCGUUGGUUAGACUAUAUUGGGGAUUGUCUUAAUAUCCUGAUUGCUUGUCUCACCCUGUCCCUGUGCAUAAACUAAUUGUAAUAAUUGAUGGGAAGAAAUGUUGCAAGUAUAUAACUUUUGCUGUGUGUUUUAUAGCUUUAUUCUAAAUUAAUUUUACUUUCCCAAAACAAACAGAGUUUCUUUAAACACAAAAUAUGUCAUGGGGCGUUUCUAGUGGGGAAUGGUUACAGUUUCAGUCGUGUCUAGGGGUUUCCCAGCUGUAAACAAUAUCCUGCAUUUGUCGAGAUAUUAGAGUAUGUUCACUUCAUCCGUUAUGCCUACACAAACUGGUUAGUUGUCACUGUAGUGUCCAUGCGUUAACAUGUCUGUCAAUGCCUCUGCCGUACAUCACACUCUUGAGAUUAUUAACUGAAAUAUCCUGUGCAACACGAAGAAAAGUUCAUUCCAAACCCUUAACUGUUAAUUCUUUAUUAUAAAUGUAGGAGUUUGUAAAUAAAUGUUUACCUUGUGUAUUUGAAUCAAUGCAUUUGACCAUAUUGUUUGCCUAUGGUUAAGUGGCAUUCAAAAUAUCUAUGUUUUAAGUUUUAUGGUGGUUCAUUUAUCCUUGGUUGUUGGUGACUCUGCUCACCAACAGAGAUGUCUGUUAUCUUAGUUGCUCAGGUUGUGACAAGCGUCAGGCUUCAGGACACACCCAGCACUUAAAUAAACAUGUUGUUUUCCACAUACAGGGACGAGGGAAUGUUUGGUCACAAUGGGCUUGCAGCCUAAAAGUGUCCAUCUGAUAAUCUCUCUCUGUCCUUUUCAAAGUCAUUCCAAGAUGUAUCUUAGAAACUGUUGGAAAUACUGAAACAAAUUGUCCAUCAGUUGAAUUGACUAUGCCACAAACAAACUUCUCCAGUGACAUUUGAACCAGGGAUCUUCUUUAUUGAAAACUUAAGCCCCUAGGCUCUAGAACUACCCCAAGCUUGUAUGGAUGUCACAGACAUUUACUUUUGUACUGUGUGUGUGUGUGUGUGUGUGUGUGUGUGUGUGUUUGUGUGUGUGUGUGUGUGUGUGUGUGUGUGUGUGUGUGUGUGUGUGUGUGUGUAAUGACUUUGUUUCUAAAUAACAUUGAAACGAUUAUGGCAGAAGACAAACAAAUGUGAAAAAGUGCUAAAUGUAAAUUAUUAUUAUUAUGAGUUGUUAUAUUGGGAUUUGGUCGUGAGUCACUAAGAAGAAUGCUUGUAUCUUAUUUUUAGAUGAAAUGACAUCUCUAAAAACUGCCUACAAAGGGUUGAAAGGCGAGCGUAAUACAUUAUAUUACUUAGUUUAUAAACUGUAAACUGCACCAUACAGCUUAAUUGGCUGUGUCUCAAUGCCCCUGGUCGCUAAAUGUGCUUCUCCUAUCAUUGUUAGAGCUAACAAGAAAGAAAAGGUUUCAAUUUGCCAGUGAAUAUUUGUGUUCUGUCUACUGCAUGUGUUUCUACUUAAAUAUAAUGAGCAUUAGAUACAAUUUGAUCAUGUAAAUGAUCAAAAAUAGAUUCUCUAUUUUACUUCAGUCGUGUUAUAAUUCCCCUGGUAAAAAAUGAAAUGGUGUUACAACCGCCCAACUCAGGGAGAUAUUUAUUUACCUUCAAACUCUGGCUUUUUAUUUUCAGGAACUUUUAAGAGGAGCCCCUCUGUCAAAGGGUCUGCAUACUGUAUUGUGAAGAAUGUGGUUAUCAGAUGAUUGCAUUACACCCCAGAUAGGGCAGGUGUAAGUUAGAUAGCCAUGUUUUUAGACACUUCGUUUUAACGAGUCAAUUUGUAAACCAAGAAAAAAUCCUUAAAGUGAAUUUAGGAUACCUCCAAAAAUGUUUAUUUGCAAAGAAAAUGCUUAUCAUCUGCGUAAAAUAUUUGUUUGUGUUUAUAUAUAAAUGCAUAAGUGUUUGUAGACUAAAUGUACGCCUAAAAAAUGUAAAAUAUCUGCUUACACACCCCGAACUAUGUUUGUGUUGCAUAUAAAUAACAAGAAGCAGAGGAUACAUCCUGUAACAUGUAAGCACAAUACAAGUGAACAGUUUUACAGAAUAUGGCUAAGUAGCUGUUUGUAAAUAUUUUAAAUGUUUGGUAAGCAAUGUUUUCUGAUGAAUAAAUUGGAUUAUUUAAAAGA